AGCAGGCAGAUGGAUGGCAGAGGAGCACUGUGGAGAUCCAGUAUGGCAGCUCAGCACCAGGCAGCGUCCACUCUGCAGGAAAAGGCAAUUUUCAUUUUCCUCUGCACAUCCUUUGCUCUCUCGCUUGGCCUUCAGACGAUGCCACAAGCACAGCUGAACAACGGAAGCAGCUCAAUGGCCCUGGAAAAGAAUGCCGAAGACAGCAGUCUAAACUCAAAUAUGAGUGCAGCCACCAACAUGUCCGCAGCUGUGAAUGUAAACCAAGAAGACAAUGCGACCACUGCACGACCUAAAGAUAUCAGCACAACGCCAAAUGCAAGUGGGAAUGGAGUUCCUGGAGCCGUCACCUUUGAGAAAAAUUCAACUGAGGUCGUCAACUCAGAAGACUCUUCCAGUCUGUAUGCAAAAGGAAGCAAUCACGUCACCAACAACAUGGCUGGAAGGAAAACAUCACCCAUAUAUGGAUACACAGUGAGUACCACACAGGUGAACAGCACCACAAAUGGAAGCACAACCUCUGGAAACAACAUAGGAAAGGAUCAGAGUCUAAACACCGUCAAUGCAAAAAACAGCCCUGACACCACCACAGGCAGCCCCCUAGCACUGCAGACCACCAUCAGGCAGAGCACUGGCAGGAGCACAAGCAGCAGCCCUGGGAAUCAAGCUGUGAUGAUGAAUGCGUACACAGGCAGACCUCCCACCAUGUCUGGACUCAGACCUUCAUCUUCUUACUAUGCCACUUCAGCAGUGACCACAUCAAAGGUCAGCAGUCCACAGAAUAUCCAGUCAACAACAAGCAGCCCAGCUACUCACAGGACGACUUACUCAGAUAAUCCGUCCACGAGCCCGGAUGUCAACACGGAGACACAAACCCAACCGUACAACACUUCAGAAGGAGAUGUCAACAGCUGCAAACCUCUGGAACCUCUCAUGAUACUCUCCACAGGUUCAGGUCUGAGCUGGUUUAUGGUUUGGACGAUAUGCUUACUGGGAGUCAACAGCAUAGCACAACCGUGAAGAAAAGCAACAAGCAGAAGUUCAAACCCAUGCAAUACAUAGAGAAGAAACCUGACAAGAUCAACUCUUCCGUUCUUAAUCAAUGACCAGACUUCACAAGAAAGAGCAAUCAGAUGAACGGUUUUUGAACAUAGAAACAAAUAUGGAUUAUGUAACCCUGCCACUUACAGCUCCACAUCUUACCGUAAUGAUUCACCACAAAAGGCAUAAGCACGUUUGGAUACGGAAGAGAGUCCUGUAGGGUCAUUACUUCAUACUUCUAUACCUAGAAAUGAACAAACACAAUUAUGGCCCAUGUCUUUAAUAUUGUAGCGUCCCAGCCAGGUUGAAGCCCUUUUUUUGGAGUGACUGUUGGAUCUGAUUGAGGGAGGGCGGAGGACUGACAGCGGGGGUAUGAUUGGUGCGGUACCCGGGACGAGGGGAGGGUCGAGACGAUUGGUUAGAGAAGCGGCUAGAAGGUUGUGUGGUGGGGUUACGAAGUCGGUGUUCUUUUCUUGAUUGUUCAAGUAAAACUU
Polypterus senegalus (gray bichir) is the source of this 1532-nucleotide messenger RNA. RefSeq names its product putative protein TPRXL. The record is from RefSeq and is a predicted model, not a curated record. Lineage: Eukaryota; Metazoa; Chordata; Cladistia; Polypteriformes; Polypteridae. Bases 10 to 1017 code for a protein of 335 amino acids. The transcript is spliced from 11 exons.